CGGCGGGCGCGCUGGGGGCGGAGCGGCCUCGCGGGCUCCGCGCUCGGGGCUCGGGGCUCGGGGCGAGCGCUCCCCGGGGCCGCCCCGCCCGCCGUGCUGCCCGCGUCUGGCAGGGGCGGGCGCGGCUCGCGAGGCGGCGGCGCGAGGCGAGCCGGGCGCUGCGGCGGCGGCGUUGGCGGGGACGACCCGGCGGGAGCGGCGGCUGAGCCGAGCGGAGCCCCGGCCCCUUCUCCGCUCGUCCGCGCUUCCGCUGCGCCAGCGCCGCGCGUGAGCCCCGAGCCCGAGGAGACAUGAGCGCCCGGCGGCCCGGCGCACCCAAGGCGCAGCGGCCCGGCCCCGCGGCCCCGUGAUGGGCUCCUGCGUGUCGCGAGAUUUGCUCACAAGUACCCACAAGGACUGCCCCGUGCCCCAGGGCACGGCCCCCCUGAACCCAGACUUGCCCUCCAGCCGCCCACCCAUCGUGGCUCCAGACCAUGUCACUGGCAAGGACAAACAGAUGGAUUUCUGUUGGGAUCCUUGGCAGAGGUGCUUCCAGACCACCAACGGCUACCUGUCCGACUCCAGAUCCUGCUCCAGCAACUACAACGUGGCAGCCCUGGCCACCUCGUCCCUUGUGGGAGUGGUGCAGAGCAUCAAGGACCACAUCACAAAGCCCACGGCCAUGGCACGUGGUCGCGUGGCCCACCUCAUCGAGUGGAAGGGCUGGAGUGCCCAGCGCUCAGGCUGGGAGCUGUCCGCAGCCGAGGACGAGCAUUACUGCUGCCUCCCAGAUGAGCUGCGUGAGGCCCGCUUUGCCGCAGGGGUUGCCGAGCAGUUUGCCAUCACGGAGGCCACACUGAGUGCCUGGUCCUCGCUGGACGACGAGGAGCUGCACCCAGAGAACAGCCCCCAGGACGUCAUCCAGCUACAGGACCUGGAGAGCAUCUACCUUCAGGACAGUCUUCUGAGUGUCCCCUCGCAGGAUGACAGUCUUCUGGCCUUCUCCUCCCCCGAUGGAUGGCCCUCACCUGGCGAGCCCCCCACCAUAGCCUCUGGCCCGCAGCCCCCCAGCCCCGAACAGCAGCACCGGCAGCGGCUGCUGGGGGCCCCGGGGCCCGAGCGGGGGGCCCGCCUGCAGGGUUCCCUCCCGUCGGUGGACAGCGGCUCCCUCUCAGAGGAGGAGGACGAGGUGUUCUAUAACUGAGGCGGGCGCCAGAGCCUGCUCACACCGGGACCUGGCCCGGUGGGCAGCCCAGGUGCAUCAGGACGCCAGGGUCUGGCUGGGCAUCUCUUGACCCCUCAGGGCAGGCACAGGGUGGGUGCGGCAGGGCUGGGGGCCAGCAUUCCUUGGGGACCAUUCCGUGCCUCUGUGGACCUGCCCCCCGCAGCGGGAGCCGUAAUCCCCUUCUCCCUCUUUACUUGGCUCAGGCGGGCACCUUCCCCUGCAGUUUCUGCCAUCAGCGAGCUCAAGGACUCUCAGCAGACACCAGGCAGGCCGCCCGGAGGGGCCAACAGCCAGCUUCCCAGGCAGACAACCAGGGAAGGGCCUGGGAGACCCGCCUCAACCCCAGG
Balaenoptera acutorostrata (minke whale) is the source of this 1551-nucleotide messenger RNA. It is a transcript of the gene FAM131C, whose product is annotated as family with sequence similarity 131 member C. The transcript has 7 exons. The coding region runs from base 350 to 1183 and encodes 277 amino acids. NCBI's taxonomy places the organism in Eukaryota, Metazoa, Chordata, Mammalia, Artiodactyla, Balaenopteridae. The record is from RefSeq and is a predicted model, not a curated record.